AGGCGGAGGAAGAAGAGGGUUCUAGAAAAAGCAGACCUCAGCUGAGCCGCGAGCACAUUUUGAAGCCGCCGAGCGACUUCCCUUCCUACGCUCUCCCUCACGUUAGGACGAUCCAAGCAGUUGGGAGACAUGAUGAUGAUGGUGGUGGUGUGAAGCCGGCAUCAUCAUCAUCAUCAUCAUCCUCCUCCUCCUCCUCAGCGAAUGCGUCACUGCAUUCACACAACAAGCAGGAUUGUUCACUGCAACCACUCGCACUGUCCGCCAGGUGAGUCCAUGCACGUCCCCGCGCUGAGCCCCCAGCUGGAGCAGCACCGAGGCUGAAGAAAGAGCGGCCAUGACACCCUCCAGCUCUGAGGCCCCCGGCUUCCUCGGCCUCCUCUGGCCCCCCGCCGACAACCGCACCCGCGCCGAGCAGCUGGGCGCCUUCCCGCCGCUCUCGUCCACGCUGGCGCUGCUGGUGCUCGUGGCCGUGCUGGCGGGCAUCGUGCUGGUCUCCGUGGCGACCUUCCACUUCCACAAGAGGCGGCUCCAGAAGCGGAAGAUCCAGCGCGCCCAGGAGGAGUACGAGCGCGACAGCGGCAGCCCGGCGCGUGCCGCCGGCGCGGCGCCCGCCCGGCCUUGCGUCAUCGCCCGCCCGCCGCGCCGCACCGCGGAGGAGGAGAAGAUGGAGAGGGGGCGGGGCUUAGCGGAGGAGGACGCUGUCACGCUCAGGAAAUGA
Entelurus aequoreus (snake pipefish) is the source of this 718-nucleotide messenger RNA. RefSeq lists its product as uncharacterized. The transcript is spliced from 2 exons. The coding region runs from base 335 to 718 and encodes 127 amino acids. The record is from RefSeq and is a predicted model, not a curated record. Lineage: Eukaryota; Metazoa; Chordata; Actinopteri; Syngnathiformes; Syngnathidae.